AUGGACAGCAGAAAUUUGUGCUGGAACAGUGGAAAACACCAAUUUUUGCAGGAAACUUUGGGAGAUGUUUACUAUAGUCUGCCAGAAAUUGGGACAAAACUGGACAAACAAGAUGAGUUUGGUGUUUUGGACAGUGUGAAAGCUGCUAGUGAGCUCUCUUUCCCUCUAUCAGGAGAAGUAACUGAAAUGAAUGCAGCUCUUGCAGAAAAUCCAAGACUCGUCAACAAAUCUUGUUAUGAAGAUGGUUGGGUGACACAUAGUGACCCUUCAGAACUAGGUGAACUAAUAGGUAAGGAAGCACAUGAGUAA
Molecule: messenger RNA, 309 nt
Organism: Phyllostomus hastatus (greater spear-nosed bat)
Lineage: Eukaryota; Metazoa; Chordata; Mammalia; Chiroptera; Phyllostomidae
Product: glycine cleavage system H protein, mitochondrial-like
Exons: 1
Coding region: 1-309 (102 amino acids)
Biological process (GO): glycine decarboxylation via glycine cleavage system; protein lipoylation
Cellular component (GO): glycine cleavage complex; cytoplasm; mitochondrion
Source: RefSeq, a predicted model, not a curated record